AUGGCCGACAAGCCGAUUCACUACGAUGAUAUCGAGGGGGUAGAAGACCUCUUCCAGUACAAGGCUGAUGGCUUUCACCCUGUGGUUCCUGGUGUAACUUUCGAUAACGACAGAUACACGAUCACCAACAAGCUUGGCCAUGGUUCUUACUCUACAGUCUGGAUUGCUAAAGACCAAGUGAGCAAUCGAUUCGUCGCUCUCAAGAUUCAACGCGCAGAUGUUUCGUUGGUGCAUGCGGAAUGGAAGCUUGUUCAACGACUACAAGAUAAGCACGACAAUAUCGAGGGUGCUGACCAAGGCAGAAAGUUUCUUGUUCUGCCAGAAGAUAGUUUCGAGAUAGUUGGAAUUAAUGAUCUUCACUCUGGAAAUAUCUUCUUGAAACUCCCGAAGAUGACUACAUCAGAAAUGAUGGACAAAUUCGGCAGCCCAGUCCUAGAGGAUGUUGAACGACUUGAUGGGAAACCAUUAACAGCACAUGUGCCUUCGACAGCUACUGUGGCUGUCGAUUACCCGGACGCCAGUCAGUUUUCGGGCGAUAUUGUGAUAGGAGAUUUCGGAAGUGCAUUUUCUACAUCGCCUACUACAACUACCCUCGAGAGUCCUGUUGUUUUCAACGUUCGCAUUACCAACGCAGCACCAGAAGUACUUGUUCGUUGUGAGGAAAUUCCCAUCGGUUUACCAUCCGAUAUAUGGUCACUAGGAUGCCUUAUCGUAUUCUUACUAUCCGGGAAAGAGUUGUUUGAGGAUUGGUUCGCGAGCGAGAAAUCUAUCACUGCGGAUAUAGUGAAGCUUCUCGGUUCAUCCCCGCCAAGUUUCGUACGGGCGUGGGAGAGCAAAAACGUGAUUCUAAAGUCUCCCGCCGAAGGAACGCAUGAUGCUCUUGAAAAUAGACUCGAAGAACUGUUGAGUAUGCAAGAUAGUAAAAUAAACCGGAUGGAUGUGGAGGAACGCGGGAUGAUCAUCGACUUGCUUAAGCGGAUUUUCAGGUGGGAAGAUCAGGAGCGGCCGAGUAUAGAUGAGGUGAAAAGUCACGCUUGGAGUCAGGGAGCACAGCAAUAG
Molecule: messenger RNA, 1059 nt
Organism: Cadophora gregata
Lineage: Eukaryota; Fungi; Ascomycota; Leotiomycetes; Helotiales; Ploettnerulaceae
Exons: 2
Coding region: 1-1059 (352 amino acids)
Biological process (GO): protein phosphorylation
Molecular function (GO): protein kinase activity; ATP binding
Source: RefSeq, a predicted model, not a curated record